Molecule: messenger RNA, 819 nt
Organism: Fonsecaea nubica
Lineage: Eukaryota; Fungi; Ascomycota; Eurotiomycetes; Chaetothyriales; Herpotrichiellaceae
Exons: 1
Coding region: 1-819 (272 amino acids)
Cellular component (GO): nucleus; cytoplasm
Source: RefSeq, a predicted model, not a curated record
AUGCCACCCACGAAGGAGUCCAGUCCUGGCAUCAAGGUGUUGAUGCUUCAUGGUUAUACUCAGAAUGGAAAUCUGUUCCACGCAAAAACAAGAGCAAUGGAAAAGCAUUUACAGAAGGCAUUCCCGGGGAUUUCGUUAAGCUACCCAACAGGUCCUCUGCAGCUCAGGCCAAGCGACGUCCCGGGGUUUGACCUGAGUUCGACUGAAGAUCCGGACAGUAUCGAAGCUUAUGGCUGGUGGCGGCGGUCAGAUACGUCCGAUCCACCUGAAUAUGUCGGUCUCGAGGAAGGCCUGGAGACAGUCGCCAAAGUUCUGGAGUCAGAGGGACCUUUCGAUGGCGUCAUUGGAUUCUCGCAAGGAGCAUGUCUAGCCGCCAUGGUUGCUUCGUUACUGGAAGGAGGGUCGAGAAAACAGGCGUUCGAAAAGGCACGAGCAAGAUCCCCGCUGGCCAUUCCAUAUCCAUCAUCCUUUGAGAAACUCAGUCACCCGCCACUCAAAUUUUGUGCAGCAUACUGUGGCUUUAGGGCUCCCGGGGAGAGAUACCGCGGAUUUUACGAGGAUCCCCAUAUUCAGACCCCAGUGUGUCAUGUCAUCGGGAGUCUUGACAGUGUGGUCGAAGAGUCAAGAACACAGGCACUGGUCGAAGCAACUGGAGGCGCAGAGAAGACACAAGUCGUGACACACCCCGGAGGGCACUUUGUACCGAGCGGAAAGCAAUAUCUAGACAUGAUUGCAGGGUUUAUCAAACAUAACAUGUCGUCGCAGGGAAAGGCGGGAGGGACAGAGGAGGGGGUAGAGGACAUGGAUGUGCCGUUCUGA